GUGUGUGUGUGUGUGUGUGAGAGAGAGAGAGAGAGAGAGAGAGAGAGAGAGAGAGAGAGAGAGAGAGAGAGACUGACAGGUGGUUUUGUUGCUCAUCUGGACUUUGUGUUCCAAUUUGGGUUAAGGACACUUAUUUAUCUGAAGCUCUUUCACGCAGACGCUCUCAAACUCCAGCUCCUCGUCACCAGGCGAUGGUGAGGCCUCGGAAAACUGUGCUAGAGAAGUGAUCAACCAGAUGCACCCUGUGGACGUAGCACCAAGUUUGCAAAUGUAAGCUCUUACGACCUUUUACAGUGUAAAGACCAUAAACAGAGAAAUGGAGAACCUAACAGCGGAAUCGAACGAGGCUUUGCCACUGAAGUGCAACAUGACCGGCAGCCACAAUUUCAUCUUCACCUUUGUACCCUUUGUCUACGCUUGCAACUUCAUAAUUGGGAUGGUGGGUAACAGCAUGGUGGUUGCUGUUAUCUAUCGCUACAUGAAGCUGAAGACAGUCGCCAAUGUGUUCUUGCUCAAUCUGGCUGUAUCGGAUCUCACCUUCCUUGUCACUCUGCCCAUGUGGGCAACAUUCACUGCCUUGGGCUACCACUGGCCAUUUGGAAGUCUUCUGUGCAAGGCCAGUGCAGGUCUGGCUAUCUUCAACCUCUACACUAGUAUAUUUUUCCUGACUGCACUCAGUGUGGAUCGCUACUUGGCCAUCGUUCACCCCAUGGGCUCACGGCGGCGGCGUACGCUUCUCUAUGCCCGAAUUAUCUGUGUUUUAGUGUGGGUUUUUGCCUUCGUUCUGAGCAUGCCUACUGCACUAAGCAGGGACAUCUACAAGGUCAAAGAUCACCCCUCUACACUUUGUGGAAUCUUGAGUAACAAGCAGAUCCACCUUCUGGUGUCUCUCAGCAUUUUGAAGAGUGUACUGGGGUUCCUUGUACCUUUCCUUAUCAUCAUCACCUGUGACUGCCUGAUGGGUUGUGCCCUGUUGAAAGCCAAAGGUUUGCUGAGGAAGAGCUCACGCUCUCGGGAAGACGAGACUUUGCGUAUGCUAGCUGCUGCUGUCCUGGCCUUCUUCGUCUGCUGGGCUCCUCACCAGGUCUUCCACUUCAUGGAGCUUCUGGCAAUGCUAGGAGUGCUGAAAGACUGCCACGUUCUGGAUGUCAUCGACACAGCCAUGCCCUUCAGCAUAUGCCUGGCUUACAUUAACAGUUGCGUCAACCCUAUUCUCUAUGGCUUCGUAGGUCACAACUUUCGCAAGAACCUCCUGAGGUUGCUGCACUGUGAGUCAAGACCUGUUACGAGAAAUUCCAGUAUCAGCACCAAGAUGACUGCUCUGUCCACCAGAGCUUCUCAAGUGCUGCGUCUGUCUAAGAAAGACUCUGAGUAUAACACUAACACCGUGGAAGACCCAAAGACUUAGCACAGUGGGAAGGUCAUCUUUCUUGCUUAAUUAUUUGCCUUUAAGUUUAAAGUUUUUCAAACUAUUAAUGCAUAUUUUACCAUAACAGUUUCAAAUGAAGUGUAGGGUUUUCCAUUCCCUUUCAAUCUGAAAAUGAAACAUAUCCAGGCACAUCCCUUGGAGAAUGGAUGGAAGUUUUGAUUGAAUGUUAAUAGUAUUACACUGAAGGCCAGAUGUGCUGAGUUACUUGUGUGUGAUAUUAGAGGUUCUUUUUCUGCAUCAAAAACCUCAAGUUAUAUAUGAACUGGGAUUCUAAAUACACACCAGGCACACUGGCAAGUGCCUUUCCUUCAUAUACUACACUACAGGCAGUUAGUAGGGGCCAGUUUAGUGUGAGAUUUAUUUUAUUUUGCCAAACUGGGUGUAAAUUAGGGCAUUGCUUUAGUUGUUCUGAACUUCAAUGCCAGUGGCAAAAAAAAACAUUUUACAGAAACUAUAUGUUUCAGUGCUGCUUGUCUAUUGGGAUUAUUUUAUGAUAUUUUGCAACUUUGUUUACAUUACAUAAGUCACAUCACAACUAAGAAAUACAAGACUUUAAAAACGUUUUUUUUGUUUGUUUGUUUUUGCCACCGCUUUAAACGUUGUAUGUAGUCGUAGUUGACUGCAAGAAGAAAGCAGUACAGUUGAAUUACAGACACAAGUUUAUUCUGCUUACAGCACAAAAUAAUUGAUUUGUUUUAAGCUCACUUGAGCUCCUAACCCACUUCCACAAAGGUCACAUCCAGCUCCCUCCAGUCCAUACUCAUAAUAUCUUACACAUUUCUUGACUUGUGUUCAUAACAGCACCAUUUUCAUAACAACUAAGAUAGACAAGAUAAAGAUAAACUUUUUAAGAACCUAAAAUGUCCUAAAUGAACCUUCUUGCUCUCUGUAACAUGUUCAUCGAAACUCUGUCCUGUAUUCCAGUAAAUCCUUGUCUAUUAUUAAUGCAAGGUUAUGUACAUAUUGUGAAAUACCAGUCUAUUAGUGGUAUUACUAAUCAAACUUGGCUAGUCUGAUGGGAAAAUCAAUGUAAACACUACUUCAGGUUGUAGUUAUGUAAGCAUGCAAUCAACCAGUGCAAAGGUUCUCAUAAUGUUUAGUCAGAGAGCGCUUUUCAGACAAACUAUUUAAAAUAUUUAAGUAUGUAUAUGGGUACAAUCAUAUUUGUAUGAUUUAUAUGUAUAAAAAGUGUAAGAAGUGGGGGUGGGGCAAAUGGAUAGCUUGUAUGGGUAGCUUGUAUGUAUUAUAUUAUUGCAUUGUGAGUGUUUUUUUGACCUCUAUUGGUCCAUAAAUCUUCAGCCUCCAUCCAUUACUCAAGCAAAGACAACCAAAUUUCUAAUAUUAGUAUUUCUUAUACAACUGAGUAGCUGAGAGUUAAGGGCCUUGCUCAAGGGCCGACAAGAGGCAGUUUGGUGAACCUGGGAUUUGACAACUUUCUGAUUAGUCUACCAACUAAGGUUCACCACUGAGCUAUCACUGCGCUGCAGUUAUGUUUCUCUAGCUAGCUUAACUCCUACCAACUUGUCCAAAAUUGACAAAAUUAGUUAAUUUAAUUUUUAACACAACUCAAAAUGACGUACUGACUUCUUAAGCAUCAAAUUUUCAUUGAACAGGUUUAAUCGCCAUGUCAAUGAAUACCAUAAACCACGUACAGUAAGUGAAAAAGAAUCAGGUCAGAAAUUGUGAACUAUUCAGAUGACAACCUUCAAAGUAAAGGAUAAUUUGUGGUCACAGUAGUGAUCAUCUUUAAUCAUUUAUAAUCAUCACUUGCUUUAAUCAGGUUGAAUGAAUAAUUACAAAAUUCCACUCAACUUUUUCCACUCAACUACUCUUUUGUGCAAGUAAACGAAACAGUACAGCUUAUCAAACAGGACAGUGCAGAUGUAACCUAAAGCUAGUGCAUGGUUCAGAAUAAAGAUGUGAUGCCAGGGUUAAGCGCUUAGACCAGAUUCAGAGAAAUGACACGUGGAAGAUUAAUUUUAAUUGCGGUAUUUUUUUUAACAUUGUUCUCAACAUCUGAAGAAAAUAAUUAAGCAUACAUUUAGACAUAGAUGCAUCAGGGAUCUACAGGAGAUCUCAUGAUUAAAAAUCAUUCCAUUCUCAUUGACAAUCUCAGUUAAUCUUGUAUAUAGAGGAAUUUGUGGACCACACAGGGGGUACGGUGGCUUAGUGGUUAGCACGUUCACCUCACACCCCCAAGGUUGGGGGUUCGAUUCCCGCCUCCGCCUUGUGUGUGCGGAGUUUGCAUGUUCUCCCCGUGCCUCGGGGGUUUCCUCCGGGUGCUCCGGUUUCCUCCCCCGGUCCAAAGACAUGCAUGGUUGGUUGAUUGGCAUCUCUGGAAAAUUGUCCGUAGUGUGUGAAUGAGAGAGUGUGUGUGGGCCCUGUGAUGGGUUGGCACUCCAUCCAGGGUGUAUCCUGCCUUGAUGCCCAAUGAUGCCCAAAGAUAGGCACAGGCUCCCUGUGACCCAAAAAGUUUGGAUAAGCGGUAGAAAAUGAAUGAAUGAAUGAAUAAAUGUGGACCACACACAAUUUAGAUACAAAAAAAUAAUAAUUUCAGGUCAUAAGAAGUUGGUAUGAUACUCAACACAUAUAAAACACUGAAAUAUUCUCAGCUUUAGAUAGAUUAACUGAAUAUAUUCAUCUUGACCGUGUAUUUAAGACUGCUCACCUAUUGUCUUUCUCUUACUAGUAAAAUUGUCAUGAGUUAGAGUCUGUAUGUAGCUGUAAAUAGAAACUGAUUGUCUUUGUACAUGUUUCAUAUUUGUCAAAUGUGUACAUAGUUUAAUAUUGGUUUUGGUAUUUGUAUUGGUAUUUAAAAUAAGUUGUCUUAGUAACAUGUUAUGUUUUUAUAUAUCAUAAAAACGUUAUCAAUGAAUGGAUUAUUGCGAUGACAAAUGUGUGUAUUUGGUCAUGCAACUUUUGUUUUAUCUGUGUGUUGUAUCUGUGUGUUGUAUCUGUGUGUUGUAUCUGUGUGUUGUAUCUGUGUGUUGUAUCUGUGUGCUGUAUCUGUGUGUUGUGUCUGUGUGGCAGGCUGGGAAAGUUAUAUAUAUGCUGAAAUGUGGACAUUUUGAACAAUCAUUUUCUGAACUGUUUUAGUCUUUUGCAUGGAUCUCUACCAUAUGUAAAGUUCUAGCAAGUAAAAAUGAAGAAAGUCUCAUGUAUGUUAUGUGAACCUCAUUUGCUAUCGAAACGAUCCUCUUCCCGCUUCUGAAGCAAGUACGAGUACGAGUACGCCCUGUUCAGGAAACACACAUGACGACAGGAUCAUGCAAGUAAUAACACAUAAUACUCAAUUAGCUUCAGCAUCUAAUGCUGUUACCGAUGAUGAUAACACAAUUACGCUCAAAUACCAGCUAUUUGUCAUUGAUGUAAAAGUGUGCAGAAAGGUUGCUGAUCUAAAUAAAUAAAUAUGAACAAAAUAGAAAGUUCAUCUCUGAAAUUUGGGUAUUAUAAUUAGGGUAUUAUAUUGUCGCAAUUACAACUUAUGGGAUCAUUUAUGUGCAUCUUUCUAGUGGGAAACUUGUAUUUAUGAUCAUUCAGAUCUGCACUUUAUAUAAAUCCCAAUUUAUUUUAAAGCAGCAUUAUAUACACUAGAUUCUUUUCUUUGGUUCUUUACACAACAUGAUAUUAAAAGAAUGAUCAAAAUAUUUUUUUACAAUUAGUUAUUUAUCAGUAAUGGAAUAUUUUCCACAUUUCAACAGUCUGAGAAGUCAAAGUAUGUUUAUUUUCUAAACUGCCAUACAUUUAAUCAUGUAUCUAUAAAAAUUGUUGUGUUUCCUGAUAAUUAUGAAUCUCAAAUUGUUGUUGUCUCUGAAAGUUUCUUCCUUAAAAAAUACACAUUAAACACUAUGGUUUGCUGAGAGACGUGAUAAAUACCUCUGUGAGAUAUAUGUGCUACCGUACCACUUUUUAUAUUAAAAGAAUAAAUAAAAUUUCAUUGAUGUUUUGUGAA
This is a messenger RNA of Tachysurus fulvidraco (yellow catfish), 5381 nucleotides long. It is a transcript of the gene agtr1b, whose product is annotated as angiotensin II receptor, type 1b. Gene Ontology annotation, biological process: G protein-coupled receptor signaling pathway; regulation of vasoconstriction; immune response. Gene Ontology annotation, molecular function: angiotensin type II receptor activity. The coding region runs from base 317 to 1408 and encodes 363 amino acids. The transcript is spliced from 2 exons. The record is from RefSeq and is a predicted model, not a curated record. Gene Ontology annotation, cellular component: membrane. NCBI's taxonomy places the organism in Eukaryota, Metazoa, Chordata, Actinopteri, Siluriformes, Bagridae.